AUGUUAUCAAGAUGUUAUGGUCAAAUAGGUGGUUUAGUAUCAGAAACAAAAUUAAUAAAUUUUAAAAAAAAAGAGUCAAUCUUUAUUCUUAGAUGCCUUAAAAGUUCUUUAACAGCUAUAUGGGGUGCAGUUACACUUUAUCAAACAUUUGAAGGGCAACCAUGUGUUUUAGAGGUUGUUAAAGUAUCACCCUGGUUAUUACCUCUUUCAAACUCUGACAGAUUUUCAAUCCAAAAAAAAGAUGAUUAUCCAAUUAUAAUAUUAGAAUUUAACACGAUAAUUAAUAAUAAUAGUAAUAGUAAUAAUAAUAAUAAUAAUAAUAAUAAUAAUAAUAAUAAUAAUAAUAAUAAUAAUAAUAAUAAUAAUAAUAAAUAA
This is a messenger RNA of Dictyostelium purpureum, 375 nucleotides long. RefSeq lists its product as uncharacterized. Gene Ontology annotation, cellular component: ribonuclease P complex. Gene Ontology annotation, biological process: tRNA 5'-leader removal. Lineage: Eukaryota; Evosea; Eumycetozoa; Dictyosteliales; Dictyosteliaceae. The record is from RefSeq and is a predicted model, not a curated record. The coding region runs from base 1 to 375 and encodes 124 amino acids. The transcript has 3 exons.